This is a messenger RNA of Echinococcus granulosus, 7899 nucleotides long. RefSeq names its product Protein split ends. The coding region runs from base 1 to 7899 and encodes 2632 amino acids. Lineage: Eukaryota; Metazoa; Platyhelminthes; Cestoda; Cyclophyllidea; Taeniidae. Gene Ontology annotation, molecular function: RNA binding. The transcript is spliced from 13 exons. Gene Ontology annotation, cellular component: nucleus. The record is from RefSeq and is a predicted model, not a curated record.
AUGAAAGUAACUCGUUACGUUUGGAUUACCAAUUUGCCGCCAGCAUUUACGGAAGAAGAAUUACGAGGAGCUUUAAACAGCUACGGGAAAAUUCAAGGUGUAAAAGUUCUUAGUGACGGAGCUGUUGUUGCUUUUGCUGAGACCAAAUCCGCGACGAAAGUUGUCGAGAGUUCCGUAAAACUCCGCAAAAAUAGUCUUAAAAUGCAAUAUUGUGAAUCUCCUGAUGCACUAUGCACCGAUACGCCUCAACAAAGAUGUGAUCAACGGUCGGAUUCGUUGUCGGAUUCGAAGAGUGUGGCUGGUGAAAUUGACACUGAGAGUACUUCUUCAUCCCCGUGUAGUUCACACAGUUCUUCAUCUGCUGCUCAUCAGAAAAGGAGUUAUUCUCCGAUUAAACGUGAUCACAAGAAAGGUAACAGCGGGUCCCAGGAUCGGUCCUCGAAAUACGAUUCUCGUAGCAACCGUCGCCAGGAUGGUCUUCGUGGUCUAAAGAUUACGCAAUUACCCCUUAGGUCGUCUGAUACUAAUCUGCGUGAAGGAUUAUUUCAUGAGUACAAGAAGCAUGGGAAAAUUACUUCUUUGGCCAUAAAAGGCACAGGGUCCAGCCGCUUCGCUCAUAUUACUUUCAAACUCGGUGAGGACGCCGAAAAGGCCUAUGAGCAUUCCAAGGGCAAAGUGUUCUUCGGUGUGUCAGUCCACGCCGAACUUGUCGACGGUCUUGAUAUCGAAGACCCGGAUCUAUGUCCUCCAGAGCACGCCAUGGAUGAAUACCACCCGAAAGCAACAAAAACCCUUUUUGUUGGGAACUUAUGUUCUGCGACUAUUACUGAGGUGGAGCUGCAGCGUGUUUUUCAGGCCUAUGGGGAUAUAAUCGAAAUCGAUAUCAAGACCCAAACAAAUCAGCCUGGAACUUCGUAUGCUUUUGUUCAGUACACGGACAUUAAGAGUGUUGUUCGGGCGCUGAGCGACCAGGAAAGCAUAACGGUUUCUGGGAAGCCCGUGAAAUUGGGUUUUGGUAAGAGCCAGCCCUCCAACGUCGUUUGGUUGGACAAUCUUUCACCCAGUGUUACCGAAACAUUCCUUAUGCGACAGUUUGGCCGUUAUGGACGUUUGAAGGACACCAUGGUGGAUUUGAAACUUGGUCGUGCGCUUCUCUAUUUUGAUACAGUUGAGGCAGCACAACGUGCUUUAAACGAAACGCGAAAUCGUUCCCUGCUGGGGAGAAAGGUUCAAAUUGACUAUGCCACUCUGGAGUGCCAGGUCGCGUUCAUGGAGAAGUUCGGAACAGUUAGCAAUUUCUAUGGGAAGUACAGGGAUAAGUUGCGCGAGAUAGUUGAGGCUUACAUGCCCUAUCUCAAAGUGGAUUUAAUAGACGAACGAAGGAUUUGGCUGCCUUGGUUGGAUCAGCUGACCCGUCGAGGUCUAGCAAAUAUGGAUAUAUUAGAUCAUCUCAUCACUCCAGUUCUCGCAAUGGAUCACCAGUACGAGGAUCUAUAUAUUCAAGGAGUUCGCCUUCUAGGGAAUACAGCAAUUUACCUGGAGCUAGUUUCCGUAGUAGUGGCAGUGGUUUACUCUCAACUCUCAUCGGAUUAUCUAGUUACAAGCGUCAUCCGUGCUCUGGUGACUCACCAAGGGCUUCCUCAACUCGCGAUCGUUCAAGGUAUUCCCAAUGCCGAAAGUCCCUUGCUCCAAAUUCACUUGAAUGCUCCCGGAUGUCGAACGGUGGAGGAUCUUAUCAACAUUCCAUGGGGUACAGUAAUGAUUGAUUCAUCAGUGGAGCCAAAGCAGGAUAAAAAGGAAUCCCGUUCACAUAAGCAGGUCUUAGAGCGUCAAAGAAGAGGUUCAAGUAAGCGGAAGACUUCUCAUCGGAUCAGUCUUGAGCGUCAUCGACACAGGGACGAUCCUCCCUCCCCCCAGCCGAUUUCUAGUCGUCGACAUUUGCGGAACUCAGCUGUGCCCACUCCCGAACUGAGCCAACCUAUGAAAUCUGGUGAGGGAGGUAGUGAUUCUUACAGUGCUACGAGGCGUGUGAGCAAAGGAAAGGCUGCUGAAGUCUCGCGUUCGUUCGGCCAUCAACAGAAAACCGUCAUGUCCACCUGCUCUUCCAAUGGUGAAACACUAACGAAACUGCAGCGGGAACGAAUGGAAUUGUUGAUGAAGUUGUCCAUGGUGCAGACGAAGCACAAAUUUGAGGUCAUAACUUCUGGGUCCUCUACACAGGCGACCUAUAGGAGGGUGAACAUGAAUUCAAUCGGUUCCGCCGUACUGCCGGAAUCGCAACCUAUUCGAAUCCCCACUAAAGUAGGGGGCGACUUUGCUGUCUCCGCAAGCUCAGGUAGUGGAGGGCAAAGUAGUAGUAGUGAUCCUGGUGAUAUCAUGUUCUCCCCCAACAUCGGGCCCCGAGCGUCAUCAGACCGGUCAUCACCAUCCCAAGUCCCACCACCUCCUCCUCCCCCACCUACUCUACCUCCGCCACCACCACCGCCUCCGCCGCUGCCCCUACGACUUUCGUCGGUGGUCGUACCAUCACCAGGUCUACCCACUUCCUCUCUACCCUCUUCCUUCGAUUCAAUCGCCUCACCUCCACCAUGGGAUACACAGCCAACGACAAUAGAGUCCGAUUUACCCCUCCUCGCCGCUCGUUUGCGUUCUCCUCUGUUCUGUUUUGAUCCUCAGAUAUUGCCCGUUUCCGCUCCGCCGUUUACCUCAAAACUGGACGAAAUUCAUCUUUCUUCGCCGAGAAUGACCUCUACCAACUCGCAAAGGCUGUCUCAGGACUCUGAUUCUGAACAAGCUGUUGACGCGCUGGACUCUUCUCUUGAUGAACGAAUUCGACGUUUGGAUGCGAAACUGCAACAUUCGGAGAAAAUCCGACCUACCGUGGAUUACAGCAAAUUCCGCAUACGUCGAAAAAGCGAUCUAAUCACAACAACGGCAACCAAUGCUUCCUCUUCACAAGCCUCCGUGCCUAUCUCCGCUUCUGUCGUAUCGACAGACAUCACAAUGUCUCCUUUGCGGUUAUUCACCAGUCCGACCUCCCCCGAUGUGGUUAGUUCGACCACGUCACCGGGCGUAAGACCCACUGAUACCUCGGAAUUCGUCAAGAGUAUGCUUUCUUCAGGUAGAUCUUCGACAAAGCUCAGCAAUGUGGAUUCUAUCGUCUCCUCGAUUUCUAAUCACACGAUUUCGCGUCACUUUCAUCACUCUUAUUCACCACCACCACAACUACCAACACUUCCAGCCCCUCCUUCGCAGCCUCUUCCUGCUCUCCCUGAGAAGUCCACUCUCUUGAGCCCCAUCACACGGUCUCCUCUCCAUACAGCGUCUCCUACGUGUGGUGGCAGUAGUAGGAUGCCUGAGCAUCUUUCCGACCUAAAACCACCACCACCGCUACUUCAUACAAACGUGCGAUCCUCAACACCUCUACACAGCGCUCCCGUAGAAGUCGCUUCUACUCCAUCACCCUCUACCACGGCAUCUGGUUGUUGUUUGAGCCGUUCUCCGGGUAGAACCAUUGGGAGGGCACUACAAAGUCCAGGAAUUAGGCCUAUUUUGAAGAAGGAUAAUGUUAUCACUGCAACUAUCGCCUCAACGCCUAAGUCGGUGUCGCGAUCAAAGGAGGUGCAGAACUGUACCCAAAUGAAGGAUCUCUUCCCCCCACAACCGGCUCGGACUAUGCAAAUCGUGAAAAAGAAAUCCCAACAAGCGGUGUCAUCGGAAGCGAUCGAAAAAGAAUCGAUUUUUCCGGCAAUUUCCCCUUCUUUGACAAGGCCGCUCUGCAAUGGGUCUGUUGGCCAUAAGAGAUUGUCUGCCCCCUCUGCGCCACACCUCUCGCCCAAGUCACCGAAGAUUUCAACUUCAAAAUUGAAAUCCUGUGAAGCCGGCAAAACGGAUUGUUUGUCAAAAUCGGCAUCUGAAGCGAAGGAGGGAGAAGAAGCUAUUUCCCCUAAACCUAAGAAGAUGUGUGAAGAUUCUCAAAUUCCUGUAAAGUCGUCCAAAAGGCAACUUGUUCCCCCACCCACUACUCCUUUUGAGCGUAAUAAACUUCACUUCAAGAAACUCGCCAAAGUUCAGGCCACUCCUGGUGACAAAAAAUCGCAUAGCACCAUCCCUACUUCAAAUCCUUCUUCAAAAUUCCUGAAGUCUCCGGCUGGCCCAGAGUGCCGAACUGCCACUUCGAAGUGUGAUUCCUGCACAAAGAAAAGGCGACUAAAGAGGAAGAGACAGGAGAGCGAUGAAGAAGAUUGGAAGCCCCAGGGUGGUCUAGAUUCUAUAAAAGUCGAAGACAUUGGCACAGAUGGAGUGCUUUAUGAAACGAUGUAUGAUAAGAUCAAGCGCAGGGGUAAUAAGGGUUAUGUGAAUGACCGUCCAGAAGCUAAACCAGAGGCGCUCAAAUCUCUGCUCAAUUCUAGAAAGCACAAGGUUGGAGGGGAUACUAAGGGUGUGGAGCAGACGGCCUACGAAUCGGAGAAAAAUUUAGAUGCUAAUGAAGCACAAAAUGUUCCAAGUUCAAGGCGACUCAGCAAAAAGCCACCUCAUUUGACGCCCGAGUCUUCUGAACCUAUGCGUCCUGUAAAGUCGUUUAAAAAAUCUCGAUUAAAGCGACCUGAAAGCGAGGGUAAUUCGAGCUCCGAAUCUGAUAAUCACUUAUCAGUUGAGGUGUCGUCAAGUAGGCUAAAGAAGGUUUUGUCUGUGUCACGCAAACGUCGGGUAGUUGGAGACCCCAAGUUUGGUAGUCCAUCGACCAAGUCUAGGAAGACUGCUGUGAAACGGCGUGUGGCCCGCAAAUUAGUCACACUUUUCUCUAAUUCAAGCGACAGUGAUUCCGACUGCUCGCCCUCGACCAGAAAUCUCCCGAGGGCCUUCUUUCCGGAGCGCCGUCGUUCAACCUCAAGAUCUUCGUCAACUUCAUCGACUCCUCAGAUCAGCCGAUCCUGCAGUCCUGCCGUCAUCCACGAAUGUGGCAGCAGCAACGAUAAUAAGAACAAUGAUGAUGAGACUGGGGACUCCGAAGAGACUGCAAUUGAUGCAUUACCUCUGCUUGAAAAACAAAUAAGUAGUAAUGUCGAAAAUGAGGAAGAGGAGGUGAUAGCGGCUCCGGGGAUGGAGGUGUCUUCAUCAUCACCUCCGGCGUUACCGGCAACCGAAACGUUAAAACCGGAUAAUCUCACUGUUGUGAAGCAGGAGGAGGACGACGUGGUGGUGGAGGGAGAAAAGGUGGCAAAUUCCGAAAUCUGCACUGUCGUCAAGCCAUCUCGAUCAUGUGGAGGUGGCCUUAUCCUCACCUCCCCCUUAGUGAAACCGGUUGCUGUAACGAAAGCGGAGGAACUGGGUGAUUUUGAGGAAUCGGGUCUUGCACUACUGUCGUCUGCAGCGGAAGCCGAGGCAAUGAAACAAGAGGCAGAGGAGCUGCAAAAACCAGCCCUUUUGUCACCAAAGCCUUCGGUGCAGACCCAACCUCUUACGCUAACUCCCCUUUCCAUCAUCCCAACACCCGCUUCUGCAAGCCAGCAACACAUUACUUUGGUUGUCAACACAAUCAGCAACGCUUCAUCAACAUCUCAAGACCCUGCCUCUACCUCCUCUACUUCUAAGGGGCAACCUACUUUCGUUUUGACACCUACCUUUUCACUCGUCACACCAGUUGCUGUUCCCACCGACAAUAAGCAGCUAAUUGUUAAUCGAACUCCUCUACCCCAAUCUAUUUCGGAUCCACUGCCACAGAACGAGGCGCCUGCCACUAAGCCCUCCUCUUCCAAUACGACGGAAUUUGUGCAGCAUAUAAUCGAGCAGGUGACACAGCAGAAGAAGGAGGAGAGUUCACAGAGCCAGGAGAAAGUGAAACGAGCUAAAAAGUCGGCUCAGCAGAAUAGUUCACAUAUUUCUACAGUAGCGACGGUGAUGGCAACAUCGUCGGCCAUUCGUUCACUUCCUGGAUCCUCGCACAAGCCGUCUCAGGCGGCGUCAGCUUCAGUGCCUUCACCGCUUCAACCGGCCCCAAUAUCUGUGGACCCUUACGAGCCGAAUUUCGACGAGCCAGAAGUUAUGGAGCUGGUGCAGGCACCGAACAAAGAUACUGUGGCUGAAGUAAUAAACUCUGUGGUACAUGGGGAAUUCGAGCAAAAGGACUAUGUGCAGCGUUUGGUGAACGGAACACGAGUGCCCCUCUCUGGACAUAAUUCCAUAAGGGUCACUACAAGUGAGGUGGUGGCGCCGGUAGUGGCCUCCGCUAGACCGGCGCUUAAUUCUACAUCACGAAUUAGUCCAUUGCCACCACCGCAGGAGUUGUUGGCGGCUUCGCAACAGCCUGUCGGAAUUGCUUCAAAUUCAUUGUCAUCACCAAAGUCGUCGCCAUCAGCUUUGUCGAAUGUCUUGGAUGUGGCACCGGUAACAGGUUUUGCCGAAGAUCCCAGAUUCCUGUCGAGAACUAUUCAAACACCGUCUACUAUUGUUGUGACAUCACCCGAACCACCACAGGUACAACAGCAACCACCCCAGCAAUUGGUGGAGCCUUCACCCCUUAGUGAACGGUCGUCUAUCCCCACAAACAUCCUCAGUCCAUUGCAAGUCUUCACUUUGAUGGCCCCAGCAAAUGCCAAAUCUUCUGAGGCAGUACCUCAACAGAUCUCCCCGCAGACACAACCGCAGUUGCAAGAAAUUGCUGCCUGUCUGGCCAAGAAUUACUUCACUCUGCUUAGUCAAGCACCACCGCCACAGGCUUUCGUGGAUGCCGUCGACUCAGCGAACAAAAACUCACCGAACUCGGUGCAUCCAGCCGCCCCACCAUCGUCAACUACACCACAAAAAACCGCAGAGUUCUACGCUGCUGCCACCAUGGCUGCGAUGGCCGCUAUGUCGCCCUCGCCCUCUGAGGCAGCUGCGGCGGCGGCGGCAGCAGCAGCAGCAGUGGCGGUUGCUGCUUCUUCCCCCAAGCAUCCAGCUCAUUUCUCGCCUCAGCUGCAACCUCUGCCUGCCAAUUUUUGGUGGCUGGACCCUCAGUUCCUUGAGGAUAAGCUGCAGUUGGUGUGGCGAGGUUGCAUGUCCUUGAAGAACGAGCGGGCGUCAGUGCGAAUGCUCUACCUGGCGGGCAACCAGGACUUGAUUCGAACCUGCUUGCAACUGAUGACGGCGGUGAGCGACGAAACAGGUGGGGCGGCCUGGGCGUUGCGGAUAGCCCAGCGGAUGCGGUUAGGGAACUCGCAGCUAGAGGCGGUACAGUGGAAGUUGCGCGAGCCUGCCAACUACUGCAUGUGCCUGGCUCUCGCUGCGGGCUCUCCGCCACCCCCACCCUCCACCAACACUGCCCCCACCACUGCUACCAUUUCACAACGGGCCUAUAUGGAAGAUAGCUACUUCGCCCAGCAGAACAUGAUCUUGCAAAAUGUCAUCACUUACUUGCAGGACAAAACGGCUGCUGGCAUUAUCAGCUGUCCCUCUUCCCAAGAGAACCCCUUUGUGAUGCACAUCUUCCCGCCGUGUGAUUUCACAACUGCUCAGUUGCGAUGUCUCUCGCCAGAGCUGCAACAGACCCUGACGCAGAGUGCAAUACCCUUUAUGCUUAUUGUUGUCCCUGCACGUAUCUGCGCGCUUACGUGCGCGCAUUUGCGUACACCGUCUGUUUAUCGAUCGCGAGUCUCAUUGGCUGACGGGGUCCGUGACCUUGCCGUGUGGGUACGCGUAAUCGUGUUUUGCGUGCGCGACCGUGGCAACGAGUCAAUAUAUGUGCGUGAGCGCGCUUCCAGCGUUGCCGUGACUACCGCUACCAACGCAAGCAGAAGGCUGCGGAGACGGGAUCGGCGCUUCGCACCAACUGUCGUGCAAAAGAACUGGUGCGGGGAGGACUGCCCGCAUGGCCUAGAGGCCAGUCCGCCCGGCGGACGUACAGUGGCGGCGCCCUAA